Ixodes scapularis (black-legged tick) is the source of this 6074-nucleotide messenger RNA. RefSeq names its product kazrin (gene Liprin-gamma). Bases 631 to 3219 code for a protein of 862 amino acids. Lineage: Eukaryota; Metazoa; Arthropoda; Arachnida; Ixodida; Ixodidae. The record is from RefSeq and is a predicted model, not a curated record. Gene Ontology annotation, molecular function: protein binding. The transcript is spliced from 15 exons.
GGAGGUGUUUGAGCAAGCGGGAGCGGCGGCGCAACACCGGCAACAGCACCGCGAUCCCCCGACGUCGUCCACGAUUCUUGCGACGGCUGUUCGCCCGUCCGUCGUUCCCUCCUCGACGACUGACUUUCAUCGUCUGCUUUCGGCCGCUGCCCGUCGGCUUCGCUGGCGGUUUGGCCAAGCUCGUACGGCACCGCGUGUCGCCGUCACCCCUUCCCCGGAAAGUGUCCCCCGUCGCACGACGAACCUGGCGACGCGGCAGACGGCGCGUGCGAUCCUGCAGCGUGGGGCGGAUCAACACCGUCCGGCGUCGGAGUGGAAUUCCGUUGGCACGGCGCCGGCCGAUUGUUCCGGAUUCGGCGAUGAGAACACACCCGCGUGGUCCGACGGCACCGCGCUGGCCCUAUCCAGUCCUUGGACUCUCUGAACGAGCAGAUCGUCCGUUACGUGCUGGGCUCGGAAGACAGCGGACACAGGCAGCCGCCGCAGCCACCGCCGCCCAGGCCCCAGCUCGCGCCUCCCCUAGAGCCGCCGCCGCGUGGCCCUGGGAGCAAGGAGUGGGGCCACGAGGUGUUGUGUGGGGCCCCGGCUGGGGGCUGGGGUCGCCAUGAGCAGGAGGCGCUGCAGUCCUCCAUGGCGCUCAUGCGCAAGCUGCUCGUCGACGCCCAGGCAAAGUUCCGCAACAUGAUGGAGGACAACAAGGCACUCGCCUCGCGCAUCGACGGGGACCUGCACCAGGCCCACCAGGAGGUCUCCCAACUGCGUGCCGAGCUCCAGGACACCAACAGCCGGAUCGCCAACAUGGCCUCUGUGGUGCAGGCACCGCCGUCCUCCCAGGGCUCGGCCAGCUGCUCGGUCAUUUCCUCGUAUGCGCAGGGCUCGCCCACACACAGGGGAGGCGGCAGUCCCCCCAGGCACUGCCCGCGCUGCCGAGAGUGCCUGUCGGAGACGGCCAAGGAGUCCCGGCCGGCGGCCAGCGUGCAGACGGACAUGGUGGCCGGCCCGGCAGAGAGCAGCGGCUGCCCUUCGCUGGACGAGCGACUGGGCCGGCUCCUGGAGGACAAGGAGCAGCUGGCCCAGCACAACCUCAACCUGCAGAAGGAGCUGGAUGAGCUCAGGGGCCCACACCAGAAGGCGCUGGUGCUCGUGCAAGAGGACCGCGACAGGGCGCACGACGAGCUCGCCAACGCCAAGGAAGCCCUCGCGGCCCUGAAGCAGGACCGCAAGCGGCUGAAAGCAGAGAAGUUUGACCUGCUGAACCAGAUGAAGCAGCUGUACGGUACCCUGGAGGACAAGGAGCAGGAGCUCAGGGACUUCAUCCGAAACUACGAGCAGCGCAUGCAUGACAGUGACCAGAGCCUCAAGCAGUUGGCCCAGGAGCGCGAGGAGUGUGACCGCGAACGCUGGAAUCUUCUGAAGCACGCCCGUGACGAAUCUGAGCGCUGCGUGGCCCUCAGGGCGCAGCUGGGGCUCAAGGAGGCCCUCAUCAAGCAACUGCAUGAACAGCUGCAACAGGCUCAAGAAAGACUGAGCUACAUGUCGGAUGCCGAGAGCUUGCGUGGAGUGUCCAAUGGCUUCCAGAGCUCCGCCUCUCGGCGGAGCUGCCGCAGUCCCGCACAUAGCGGACUCAACCCUCCCGUUGCGGCGGUGGGCUAUGACUCCAGUCCAAAGCAUCAUGCGUCUGGCUGCCUGCUAGACAGCCCCAAGAAGUCCCCCGUGUCGGUGUGCAGCGCGGCGGCACUGCCCGGCCUCUCCCGGUCGGCCGAGGAGAUCUACCAGAGCAGCGGGUCCUCGGACACGAGCGCGGCGGGAGUCCUGCGCGGGGUCCCAGGCAAGCCCAAGAAGAGGAGGGACGGCCGCAGCCCCUGGGGCUCCAUCUCCAGGGUCUUCCUCAGGAACAGGCAGAGGAAGGGGCUCGAGCCGGGGCUGUACCACCCGGGAAAUGCGUCUGGCACUCCGGACAGUUCUCCCCAGCACUCGGUUCAGGCCCAGCUGCACCAGCAGCGUCAGCGCAGCUCCUGGUCCCCCCAGGGGUCGGGACCCCCGUCAGGCUCUGGCCUGGAGCCGGCCGAGUGCGUGGCCCAGCAGCGCCUGCUGGAGGAGGCCCAAGGCACGCCCAUGGAGCGCUGGAGGGCCCCCACCGUGCUUGCCUGGCUCGAGCUGGCCCUGGCCAUGCCCAUGUACGGCCCCAUGUGCGCCGAGAACAUCAAGAGCGGAAAGAUCCUUCUUGAGUUGUCGGACACGGAGCUGGAGUCCUGCCUGGGCAUCACCAACGUGAUGCACCGCAGGAAGCUGCGCCUUGCCAUCGAGGAGCACCGGGAGCCCUCCAUCUGCCCGUACCCCAAGAUGUGCCUGGUGACGCACACCUGGGUGUGCGGGGAGUGGCUGAGCAGCCUGGGGCUGCCCUCGUACGGGGAGGCCUUCCGGGAGCAGCUGGUGGAUGGGAGGGUGCUGGACACCCUGAGCCGCAGGGACCUGGAGAAGCGACUGGGCGUGGCCAGCCGCCAGCACCAGGCCUCCCUUCUGCGAGGCGUGCAGCUGCUGCGCACCCUGCGCUUCGACCUCAGGGCCCUGGCACACCGCAGGGCGCUCUGCCGACACCUGGACGUCGACCCCGUCGUCUGGACCAACCAGCGCUUCGUGCAGUGGGCACGCUCCAUCGACCUCGGGGAGUAUGCGGAGAACCUGCGCGAGAGCGGCGUGCACGGGGCCCUGGUGGUAUUGGAGCCGUCGUUCUCGGCAGAGACCAUGGCCCAGGCGCUGGGCAUCCCCUCCUCCAAGAACAUCAUCCGGCGGCACCUCACCACUGAGCUGGAAAACCUGGUGCAGCCUGCUAGGAUGUCCCUGGAGGCGGAGGCGGUGGUGGAGAGCAAGGGCGGCAGUGAGCGACGCCUGGCCUCAGCCACGGGCUCCCUCGGACGCAGCUUCACUCGGUCCAGCAGGGCUCGCUCCUCAGACCGGCAGACGGACAAGCGCAGGUCGAGCAUUCGGGACUCCAUCGGACGGGCGUUUGGCCUGUCGGGCUCUUCCCCGAGACCCGGUAGCCGGAGCAGCGGCUCCAGUCCUCUGCUCCGGGCCUCCACCCUGGACUCCCGGCCUCCCUCCGUUCCCCGCGCGAGACGUCCCGGCACCCCCCAGCCCCCCUCCAGGGCGCCGCCUCGGCAGCUUCAGAGGGGAUUCUCGUACGGGACCGUCGAAAUCCUCACUGUGUCCCCGGUUUAGCGGCCUCCUCUCAAAAGCGCUCCACCGGACCCUCCCGCCGCUCGGACCCCGAGAAGCGAACCACUCGUGUGGUGGCUCGCGGACAUCCGGAGGAAUCGGAGUGCAUCGUCAAGACGGAAGAUGGAGGAAAGCGAGUUUCUCCUCCGUUCGGUGCUCUGCUGUGGUUUUACAAUUUGCAGCAAAGUUGCCGUGGCGUUGCGAGUUCGGCUUUGUGCGCGGUGCAUCGAACUCGUCUCAAGAUUGUGUUCUUUCUUAUUAUAUUUUAUAAGCUCAGGUUUUAGGGACAGCUUGCGCAUUCACAUUUCUGCAAGUCUGGAGGGUGGGACCGCGUCCAAAGACUGAAGUCGGAAAGACCGUGGUGGCGCUGUUUGUCUACGGGCAACAAUUCAUACUUGCGGCAUUUCACCGGCGUUGUACGACGCUAGCAUAACCUCAACUUUGUAUUUUUUUAUUUUAGCCGGCGACCCCGCUGCAUCCCCGCGCGUUGCAGUGCCGGACUCCUCGGAAUACCUGUGAUCUUUUUUUUACCCGACGCCUGGAAGAGUUUGUGGAAGCGGUUGUGAAAGUAGAACGAGGAGAAGCCGUCAAGUGCGACAAGCGCACAAAUUUUUCUUCGGCUUGCGAUACCUCAUGGAGGGGGACCCCGACGCGUUCCCCACGUUCGUCGGAUUCCUUUUCCCCGUCACUUCCAGGCAUCGGCCUCCUUCCUUUUGGGCUGGUCUGCAUUCCCUGCCUACCGCGUCGAACGUCACGAUGACUUCAAGUUUGAUGUCUACGACAUUUGAAGCACACGGGAGAAGUUCAAGGUGCGGGUUUGGUCUUGCUCAAAGUUGAUAAGUGCAAAAAAGGACAGGCGGGAACGUGGUCAGUGCCCCACAUCCUGGGUUAGACGGGCACCUGUCACGCCCAACGGCAUGUCAGGGCACCCCGCAGUUGGUUGCAGCCUCUAAAGUAACGCCGUUCCUCGUGUCUUUGCGAAAGGGAACAGAUUUUAUGCACACUUUUUUUUAUUUCGCGAGCGAUGUCUCGUGCGUUUGCAGGAACGACUUUAGUGGGAUAGUCCCUUUUUUUUAGGUUUAUGCGAGGGUUUGUUUGAUACUGCAGCUAGACCGAUAAAUACAUACUUCUACACUUGUUCCGCAACACUCAAAGUCACAGACAUAUCCUUACGGUAGCUCGAGCAUGCCUACACAGCUUUGGAGAGGUCUGGCAGCGUGCCACGGCCGUCGGUGUUGUUGCGUUUAAUCACCGACACUUGCGUACUUGCGAGUCAACCGUUGAGCGAAUAUGUUACGAAUGUUGAACUAAAUGUAGUUAUUUGCAAUAUAUAUGUUAUAUUUAUGCAUAAUGAAUAUCCUAAAGGACACUAAGAUGGCUGUUAUAAGCUGCUGCAAGUGUUGCAGAAGCAUACUGUUACGACAUGGAUGCAUUUAAAUGUACAGAGUGAGAACUGUUGUAAGCUUAUAGUAAUGUAGUACUAUGUAUUGUGCCAAAAUGAAAAGAGAUGCUUCCGUGAAAUUCUUAAAAGGGGCAAUCAGUUAUGUAAGAAAAUAGAGUGUUGCAAAACUUGUUGAGUUUGUUCUUACACCUCUACGAGUCGAGUUCCUCGUUAAUGAGCAGAGCAUACUGUUUCUUAAUGUUAGCCGACAUGUAAUGCAAGAUGACCACUUCACUACUGAAAUAGAAAUGUUUUAUUUAGUAGAAAACAUGCAUACAAUUUGACAUAGGAAAGUUCUCUGGAAAUGUGCAAGUUUGUUAUGAUCAUACAUAUCCGUGAGGCACAUUUUAGUGGUAAUUUGAGAAGGAAACUCUAUUCUUUUUCAAUCAUGCAGCUGGGUUUACUGGGGACCCUAACGACAUAGGCUUCAUCAAUAGACAUACACUGGCAUUUGUUAUCUCGAUUUUAAGAAUUUAUGGAUGGGACUUCAUUCCUGUAGGAUUUCUACAUGGCAAAGGGUUAAGAGAGAUCUUGGGUACAGAUAUGUCAUUUGCAUGACCAAUAGAUUCUAUCACAUUUUUCUUUCUUGUGCAUGUCUAAUGAAGACCGAGGUUGGUCUUUUUUGGAACCUCGUGUGCUGCCAUUGUCGUGAGAGAAAAGAAUUUGCGUUUCUUUGUUUUCCUGGAGGGAGAAAUUGGUCACGUUCACUACGUUACAAGUCAGCGAAGUUCUGUUUUUCAUCAAUAAUGCAACAUCUGGGUAGAUAUUGACAUGGUUUGUCAUUUAUGCGUGCAUUGUGGUGUGUUGCCUAUGGAACUGUGUUCAGGGCUGGUCCAAAGGAAUCAUUGGAUGGGGCACGACACAUUUUAUUGAGAAAUUUUGUUAAAUGACUUCGGGUUAAUCUAGUGAGACAGGAAUAGAUACAAAGUGUUAUGGUCUCAGAAUUCUCAUUAUAGAGCUAUUUAAGUAAAAGCAUCGCCAGCAAAGUUGGUUUAUGUGCUGUAGAUAUACAUAUAGGUCACAAAGUGAUUGCAGAAAUUUUAUUUGGGAGCAAUGUGCUACAACUUGGAUUGUUUCAGGGUAGCAUUUUAUGACCUAAAAACAAAAUUGUCUGCAUCGUUGACAUUCCAUAGUGUCAGCUACACAGUUUAUAAGCAGAAUAUAUUAUGUAUGCCACUCUAAUUAUUUGCAGACUCCUUUUAGCUGCUCGUGUAUGAAUUCGGUGAAUGUGGGCCACAAACAUAUCAAAUGGAGCACAAGCAAGGACUGGUAUGUGUGUGUGUGUAUUUCCGGUUUAUGUGAGUUGAAAUGUGCCCUUACGUUCGGUGCUAUGCAUACAGAGAAGGAAAUGUACUGUUGUCUGUUCAUGUGUCACCAUGCACACAUGCAGUAAAAAAAAAAAUACAAAGAAGUUGUG